AUGCUUGCAGAUUUAUUCCAGUGCCUGAAAGGCACAUUGGGGACUUACCCAGUCACAAAGGCCGCUUUCGCUCUCAUACUCGUCGUAGGCCUUGCAUCAAUCGUUAUCUCACAGAAUGGCAGCACAAGUAGGACGCGUAGGAAGCUACGACACCUGCGGAAACUAGGUGUGUCAACGAGUAACAUGACGGACCAAUUCGACCUUAAGUAUGCCGCGCCAGAAGACACCGAAACACAUGGGCCAGUACGCAUCAAGUCCCUAUACAUCCAUCCCGUCAAGUCGUGCGGCUACGUCGAGGUCAGCCGUGCCCUUCUCACCAAGACCGGCUUCCUAUACGACAGAUGCUUCGCCCUGUCUUCCGAGGUCGCCGACUCUGACACGGGUUCGAUAGUGUGGAGGUUCAUCAGCCAGCGGACCAAGCCGAACAUGUGCCACAUCAAGACGGAAUUGUGGCUCCCACACGAGAAGAGUGAUCCAUCGGACCCCCUGGUCCAAGCCGGAGGAUGCGAGGUCCUGUCGUUCAAAGACCCGGACGCCCCCACGUGGACUCAACGACUAGAAACGUUGUUGACUACAUGGGACCUCUCCGCGGCGCCAGAGGUGCUCCUCAUCGCCCCGCUUGAGCCGAAGCAAGCCCAACUAGACGCCGCCGGAAUCAAACUCAGAAGCUUCCGCAUCCACGGCCGCGAGGCGGGCGGUCUGGACCUGGGCGCCAUCCCUUCAGUCGCGGCAGCGCUGCCGAAACUCAAGCGGUACCUCCGCAUCCCGGAGAAACGCGGCCUGACCCUCAUGCGGUGCACCCCGGACACCCUGACCCGCUGCGACAGGAACCUGGCGCCGCUCAAGAACAUCGGGACCCCCUCCGUGCACGGUUACACGGACCAGCAGCCUGUCAACCUCAAUUCCUUGUCCUCCGUGCACGCCGUGUCGGCCCUCUUGCCGCCGGAGAAUCGGCCCCUGAACGCCCUCCGAUUCCGCGCCAACAUCUGGAUCACGGGGGCCCCGGCGUUUGCCGAGGAGAGCUGGAAGCGCUACCGCAUCCGUCCGAGGGUUUCCGGUGCUGCGGGGGAGAGAGCCGAGGUCGCGCCCAAGCUGUCCGUCGUCUGUCGUACUUCGCGGUGCACCAUGCCCAACGUCAACCUCGAGACUGCCACUUUUGACGCGGACAUGCCCGUGGGGGACAAGAAGAAGGGCAAGCCACAGCCUAGUGCGACGUUGAUUGAGCACAGGACCGUUGAGGACGGAAACCCAUCUGCGCUGGGGUACAUUGGCAUGCACUGCGUCCCGGAGGAUCAGGAUCUGGAGGAGGCGAGGGAGCAGAGGGCGGGGCUGUAUGUGGAAGUCGGCGACGAGAUCGAGGUGUUGGAGACGGGGGUUCAUCUAUAUGGAUCGACGGGGAAUGACUACUGA
Molecule: messenger RNA, 1410 nt
Organism: Colletotrichum truncatum
Lineage: Eukaryota; Fungi; Ascomycota; Sordariomycetes; Glomerellales; Glomerellaceae
Product: molybdopterin cofactor
Molecular function (GO): molybdenum ion binding; catalytic activity; pyridoxal phosphate binding
Source: RefSeq, a predicted model, not a curated record